ACUGCAUUUACAAUUGUCUGCUGGAAACAAGCGCUUUAGCAUCAAUACCCCGUACAAAGCGGCCUACUAUAGUUACAUCCAUGGUGAUGUAAAACGGUGGUGCGGAAAAAGCAAUGGAUAAAAGCAAAUCACCCGUACGCCGUGCUAAACGUCAAUCUAAAGUGGUGGAAGAAAACUUUUGGGACUGCAGCGUCUGUACUUAUCGCAAUACUGCUGAAGCCUUCAAGUGUUUAAUGUGUGACGUGAGAAAAGUUUACUCCGUUCCAGGGACUUCCACGCGAAAGCCGCGACUAAACUCAGCUCUAGCGGCGCAACAAGCGGCAACGCAAGCCUUUCCCGGGGCGUCCGGAGGGUCUCAGGCAGGAUCAAACGUAAAAUCGCCAGGCGGCACAAAAGCACAGCGGAGCAAAGGCAAGCGAUCGAAGCAUCCUGCAAGAUUAAAAAACAUUGAUCGUUCCAGCGGACAGACACGUGAAGUGACUGUCAAUUCGGUCACGGUGGUCAUUACCGAGUAUAAACCAAAGCCCUCCGUUAGCCGGCAUGACUCGAGUGAAAGUUUUAGUGAGAGUAAUGAUUCUAGAAGUUAAGCUUCCUUCCUGUUAUACCUCUGAUUGCUUUCUUAGGUAAUAAGUGC
This is a messenger RNA of Anopheles maculipalpis, 634 nucleotides long. RefSeq names its product YY1-associated factor 2 (gene RYBP). Gene Ontology annotation, molecular function: DNA binding; transcription coregulator activity. Gene Ontology annotation, biological process: positive regulation of DNA-templated transcription. Gene Ontology annotation, cellular component: nucleus. The transcript is spliced from 2 exons. NCBI's taxonomy places the organism in Eukaryota, Metazoa, Arthropoda, Insecta, Diptera, Culicidae. The record is from RefSeq and is a predicted model, not a curated record. The coding region runs from base 114 to 587 and encodes 157 amino acids.